AUGCUCGACUUCCUCAAAGAAAAAGUAUCCAAAAAAUCCGACCCUCGGUCCGACAAUGCCAGAUCCCACGGGAUACCGGAGGGCGAGCCAGUCCGGAUGAGCUACGCAUCGCGCGAUGUUGCCAUCCCAGCAGACUUCCUAUCCAUGACAGCUCCUCCCCCCGACGCCCAGCCCGUGACCAUAUCGCCAGUCGAUUGGGCCUCAAGCCCGCUCCCCGAGUACGAGGGCCUCUUCGCCGUCGUGCUGGACAACGUUCUCUCGCCAAGCGAGUGCCAGACCCUCCUCCAGCUCGCCGAGUCGAGCGUCGACGUGUUCCGGAUGAACUCGACCGGCGACCACAACCCCUGGAAGCCGGCAAUGGUCAACGCCGGGAACGGCUUCGAGGUCCUCGAGACCGGGUACCGAAACUCGGACCGUCUGGUCUGGGACGAGCAGGAGGUCGUCGACCGGAUCUGGCGGCGGUGCCUGCAGGGCGAGGCGGCUGAAAAGCUGAGGGAAAAGCUAGAUGUGCUGGACGGCGACGAAAAGGUUGGCGCCUGUAGGCUGAGGGGUCGGAAUUGGGUCGUCGAGAACCAGAGGUGGGAGUUUAGGAGGCUGAAUCAGAGGAUGCGAUUUCUGAAGUAUGGAGAGGGACAAUUCUUCAGGCCACAUUGCGACGGUGCGUUUAGCGAGGAGGUCGAUGGAAAGAUCUUCAAGACCUUUUUUACUCUCCAUCUGUACCUCAAUGACUCCGUAGCUGAAGCCGGGGAAGAUGCUGAACUGGUCGGAGGGGCGACGUCUUUCCUGUCGGGUAACGAGUCGAGAAGGGUCGACGUGAAUCCAAAGGCAGGGAGGGUGCUGAUCUUCCAGCAUCGUCGCCUGUUCCACUCUGGUGAUGAUGUCGUCGAGGGAACCAAAUACACGAUGAGAACUGACAUCAUGUAUGAGCUGAUUCGGCGCAAGCAGAUGGACGAUGAAGACAAGGAAGAGGAGGCCACCAAAGAGAUCUAG
Diaporthe amygdali is the source of this 990-nucleotide messenger RNA. Its product is annotated as oxidoreductase domain-containing protein. Gene Ontology annotation, biological process: peptidyl-proline hydroxylation to 4-hydroxy-L-proline. The coding region runs from base 1 to 990 and encodes 329 amino acids. Gene Ontology annotation, cellular component: endoplasmic reticulum. Gene Ontology annotation, molecular function: procollagen-proline 4-dioxygenase activity; iron ion binding; L-ascorbic acid binding. The record is from RefSeq and is a predicted model, not a curated record. The transcript has 2 exons. Lineage: Eukaryota; Fungi; Ascomycota; Sordariomycetes; Diaporthales; Diaporthaceae.